AUGAGGAGCCCGCGCGAACUCGCGGACCGCUCUAAAUACUGCCGUUUCCACCGGCAGCCCGGUCACGACACCGAGGAGUGUCGAGAAUUAAAAAGGCAAAUUGAGGAGCUCAUCCGUCGAGGACAUCUCGGCUCAUACCUCCGGCCAGAUAAGGAGCUCUCGCCACGCCCGGAGGGCCCCAUCGAGCGGCACAUAGAUGUCAUAACCGGCGGGCCAGCGUCCGGAGGGAGUUCCACGGCGGGUGGAAAGGCAUACGCUAGGGCCUCCCGGGCUGAAGCUUUCAAACAUGAAAAGGGUCCCGAAGUCACCUUCCCAACCGGGGAACCUGAACCAACCGAACAUGAUGACGCGUUGGUAAUAUCAGCCAGAAUUGCCAACGCGCAAGUGAGUAGGAUCAUGGUCGACACUGGGAGCUCGGCCGAUAUACUAUAUUGGGACGCCUUCCCAAAGCUCGGCCUGGUAAAGGAGAACAUGAAGCCGGUAAGCUCAACACUCACGGGGUUCACCGGCGCCUCGAUCUCGUCACUAGGGAUCAUCACCCUGCCCCUGACUCUGGGAGCCUUCCCGAAGGCAAAAACGGUGAUGACCUCCUUUUUGGUGGUCGACCUCCCCACGGCAUACAACGCCAUCCUAGGACGGCCAACCCUCAACAAGACCCGAGCCGUCAUCUCAACGUAUUAUCAAACCAUCAAGUUCCCGACCCACGAUGGGGUCGGGGAAGUGGCGGGAAACUCCUGGGAGUCUAGGCGCUGCUAUUUGACCGCUGUGUCAUUAAACAAGAGAGCGAGGAUCCAAUCCCCACUGGAGGACCCCCGGGAGGGAAAAAAAACGACCCCCCGCCCCGAGCCGAAAGAAUCUACCAUCGACUUGCCACUGGUAGAAGGAAGUCCCGACCGAACAGUCAAAAUCGGGUCGGGACUGCCCGAACAAGAACAACGACAACUCGUCGGCCUUCUACAGGCCAACGCCGACAUCUUCGCUUGGACACCGGCCGACCUAGCGGGAGUCCAUCCAGAGGUCGCGCUACACCACCUGAACAUCUCGUCCGACGCCCGCCCGGUGAAACAAAGGCCCAGGCGGCAGGCCCCGGAUCGACAGCUGGCCAUCCGAGAAGAAGUAAACCGGCUUCUGGCGGCCGGUUUCAUUGAAGAAGCAAGAUACCCACAGUGGCUCUCCAAUAUCGACCAGCUGGUCGACGCCACGGCCGGCCACGCCCGACUAUCGUUCAUGGACGCCUUCUCCGGGUACAACCAGAUCAGGAUGGCACCCGAAGACCAAGAACACACAGCCUUCCUCACCGAGCAGGGGAUAUAUUUUUACAAAGUUAAGCCGUUCGGAUUGAAAAAUGCAGGGGCAACCUACCAGAGGACGGUGAACAAGAUGUUCGCACACCAGAUCGGACGAAACAUGGAGGUGUACGUCGACGACAUGAUCAUAAAGAGCCGAACGGCGGAAGCUCAUCCUUCCGACCUGGCGGAAGCUCAUCCUUCCGACCUGGCGGAAGCAUUCGACACUCUGCGGAGGUUCGGCCUGCGCCUCAACCCCGCCAAGUGCGCCUUCGGCGUGACCUCGGGAAAAUUCCUCGGAUUCAUCAUACACGAGAGAGGGAUUGACGCCAACCCAGAAAAGAUACAGGCUAUCAUCGACAUGCAGCCCCCUCGGACGAUCAGAGACCUGCAGCGCCUUAACGGGAGGCUAGUCGCUUUGUCGCGUUUCCUCUCCCGAUCGGGAGAUCGCUGCCACUCUUUUUUCCAGGCCCUGAAGGACCCGAAGAACUUCCGAUGGACGGCGGAAUGCGAGAAGGCCUUCGAGCAAAUGAAGCUACACCUGGCCAGCCUCCCGCGACUCGCUUCGGUCUCCCCGGGGGAGAAGUUGAGUCUCUACCUUGCCGUCUCCCGGCACGCGGUCAGUUCGGUUCUAGUCAAAGAAAUGUCCGGCGACCAACUGCCGGUCUACUACGUCAGCCACAUGCUGAGCGGGCCAGAAGAACGCUACCCGCCGAUCGAAAAGCUGGCGCUGGCGCUCGUCCUGUCGGCACGGAAGCUCCGCCCUUACUUCCAGGCCCACCCGAUAGAGGUAGUAACUGAUCAACCGCUUCGGCUUGUUCUGUCCAAAUUCGACGUUGCAGGGCGUCUCCUCAAAUGGGCAGUGGAGCUCGGCGAGCACGACAUACAGUACAUACCUCGGACCGCCAUCAAAGCCCAGUCUGUGGCAGACUUCAUCGCGGAGCUAACCCCGAACACAGGCGAAGAACUCGAGCCACCGCGUGACACGUGGACCCUCCACGUAGAUGGCUCGGCCAACGCAAAAGGCGCCGGCGCGGGGCUGGUACUGGUAACACCUGACGGCCGCUCGAUUGAGCGCUCCUUCCACUUCAGGUUCAGGGCCACCAACAACGAGGCAGAAUACGAGGCUCUCCUAGCGGGGCUCCAGUUGGCACUGGAGAUGCGGGUGGCCGACAUACGCGUCAUCACCGACUCACAGCUGGUGGCUAGGCAGCUCGGCGGCGAAUACGAGGCUCGGGACCCGACUAUGGCGAAAUACCUAGCACAGGUGAAAAGCCUUGCCGCCAAGUUCGCCCAUUUCGAAUUGUCGAAUGUUCCCAGGGGCGAGAACCAGCGAGCCGACAUCCUGGCCAAACUGGCGUCCGGCCCGGCCCCUUGGGCUCGGCCCGAGACUGAAGAACUCCCCCGCCGAGCCAUAGAGGUCGUCGCCACCGUCGCCCACAACGCGCCGGCAACUUGGAUACAGGAGAUGUUACGCUUCAAGCAGGACGGAACCCUGCCCGACAAUGCAACUGCAGCUCGGCGCUUGCGUCGGACGCAGGCGUGGUACGCCGAGGAAGGAGGACGGCUGUACAAGCGGUCCUUCUCGCGCCCCCUCUUGCGCUGCCUGGAGCCGAGCGAAGCCCGGACGGUUCUGUCCGACAUGCAUGAAGGGGCCUGCGGGGAGCACAUAGGCGAACGAGCCCUGGCGCACAAGGUACUCCGACAGGGAUACUACUGGCCGACCCUGCGCCAGGACGCGAAAGCUUUCGUGCGGCGAUGCGGCUCGUGCCAGGAGCACGCCCGCACCGCCCGGCGGCCGGCGGUCCUGUUCACCCCCGUCGAUUGUGCAUGGCCAUUCGCGCAGUGGGGGCUGGACAUACUCGGGCCUCUCCCGCCCGCCUCCGGCCAGCGGAAGUACAUCAUCGUGGGAGUGGACUACUUCACCAGAUGGGUCGAAGCCGAGCCCCUAGCAACCAUCACGGAGUCGCAAGUAGAAAGAUUCGUGUGGAGGAACCUCAUAACUCGUUUCGGCCUGCCCCAGUCCAUCGUCACCGACAACGGACCUCAGUUCGCCGGCCGGAAAUUCCAAGAGUUUUGCGCCAGGCACAAAAUUCAGCUGAGGUUCAGCUCGGUGGCUUACCCCCAGGCGAAUAGGCUGGCCGAAGUAACCAACCGGUCCAUCGUCGACGGACUCAAGAAAAGGGUAUCCACUACCCGAUCGGCUUGGGUCGACGAGCUCCCGAGCGUCCUGUGGGCGCUUCGCACUACCCCCAAGACCCCGACCGGGGAAUCUCCCUAUAGCCUCACGUUCGGGACCGAGGCCGUGUUGCCAUCCGAGGCGACCGUCCCGACUCCGCGGACGGCAGGCUACAGCGAAGAAGCCUCGGGCGAAGGGCUCCGAUCAAACCUGGACCUGCUCGAGGAAAGACGGGCCAACGCGCAUCAGAAGGCUCUUUCUUACAAAAGGGCCGUAGCGAGGGUCUACAACCGAAACGUACGACCCCGAUCGAUAAGGCUAGAGGACCUGGUCCUACGCAAAGUCGAGGUCAGCCACCCAACUCAAGUAAGGGGGAAACUAACCCCAAAGUGGGAGGGACCCUAUCGGGUCAUCGGAGUAUCCCGACCGGGAACGUUCCGACUCGCAACAAUGGAUGGCAACCCCGUGCCCAGGACUUGGAACGUACAGAACCUUAGGAAAUACUUCGUCUAG
Molecule: messenger RNA, 3978 nt
Organism: Musa acuminata subsp. malaccensis (wild Malaysian banana)
Lineage: Eukaryota; Viridiplantae; Streptophyta; Magnoliopsida; Zingiberales; Musaceae
Source: RefSeq, a predicted model, not a curated record